Momordica charantia (bitter melon) is the source of this 3171-nucleotide messenger RNA. NCBI's taxonomy places the organism in Eukaryota, Viridiplantae, Streptophyta, Magnoliopsida, Cucurbitales, Cucurbitaceae. The record is from RefSeq and is a predicted model, not a curated record.
UGACUUUGGGUUUAGAAAACAAAGAAAGGAAAAUUAAACCCCCAUAUGUUUCUCCCCCGAUUCAUAUUACCGUUCCUCGCCGCCGCAACACCUCCUUGCGAAGCCGCUGCGUAUCCACGCAUGAACAAUAACGAAAAUCAGAACAAACAUUAACAUCGAAAAUACUCCAAUCGAGGCAGAGGUUUGUUUAAUCGCCAUUGGAAGUUGACUAUGGAGCAAAGCGGCGCUGGAGGAUGAUUAGUUUCUUCUGAAGACGAUUCUUCUUCCGCUUGAUUGUUUUGCACUAUAAAAUUCUUGCACGAAAGCGGAGAGAAACGUUUUCUGGAACUGCCUCGCGUUUUCUCCACCUCUUUCUGAAUAAUGCCUUAAACCCUUCACAGGCCCUCGAUUCCUCAGUGCCACUCCAUUCUACUUCCACCUCUGUUAAUUCAAUUCAUGGCUGUUGAUAAAGAGAAAGUUGCCGAAGAAUCUGUUACCAGUCGUUUGUUCAAAAUUAUUCUCAGCUGGGACUAUUUUCGGCUCCUCAAGGAUUCCAAGGUUGCAUUACUUCUACUCAAUUCUCUGCUAUAUUUCCUGAAAGCUUCAUACAAGGACGUUGAUGAUUAUAUCUCUACUUUUGAGCCGCUUUUGUUGGAAGAAGUCAAGGCUCAGAUUAUUCAGAGGAAUGACGACGAAGAAGCGACAGAUUGGAAGUUCAGGGCGAUCAUGGAGUGUAAUGAAGUUAAUGGAUUUCACUUCCCGGAGAUAGUGUAUCUCAGAGAGGAGGAACUAAAUGACGAAGACAGCGAAAAGGGUGAAUUCCUAUCGCCAAAUGAUCUUUUGCUUCUCUCCAAGGAGAAGUUUCAGGAGAAUGCAAAACUGCCCACCACAUACGCUUUUGCAUUAGUGGAAAGUCGCCAACAAAGUAAACUCAGACUUAGAAUGUAUUUGGCUGGAGAAGUCACACAUAAAGGUGUAGACGCUAUUGUAUCUUCUCCAAGGCUUCUGAAAGUACGGUCUCAUAUUACUUCUUCUAGUAAAGAUGGAAUAUAUAUUUACAGUUUAAAGAUUUGCAGUUUAUCAACUAUCAUUCGUGAAUAUAUAGCUUUGUGGUCUAUUAGCUCUCUACCUUUUAAGGAUAUGAUAUUAGCAGCUGCUGAUAAGAAUACCAGUAAAGAUCAAGCCUGGAAAAUUUCCAGACCUUUGCAGGAUUACAUGAAAGAAAAUCUUAAUGAAUCCCAACAGGCAGCUGUACAGGUCAGUGUUAGUAGUAAGUAGCAGUUUGGUGAAGCAGUGUUGUAGUUAUUUGUCAGUCUGGUAUUUAUUUUUCCCUUGUUUAAACAGGGGUCAGAAUUACCUGUGAGGGAAAAAUACGAUCACUGGAUACAAGCAUCACCAUGGUUAAAUGGUAUAAAUCCUAGAGAUAAUAUAAUGCCAGUAAAUGGGGAUGAUGGCUUUUUCCCUACCUCAGGAAAUGAACUCAAACCAGAAGUAGUAAAGUCAAAUCGUAAGUAUCGUGUACGAGUGCUUGUAUGUGCCCCAUCUAACUCUGCACUUGAUGAGAUUGUUUUGCGCGUUCAAAACACUGGUGUACGUGAUGAAAAUGAUCAUCCAUAUACUCCGAAGAUUGUGCGCAUUGGACUAAAAGCCCAUCCUUCCAUAAAGACAGUCUCCAUGAAAGAACUUGUGGAACAAAAGAAAAAUAGUAUGACUACCGGGAAAGCGAAAAGUGGAGCUUCAGGGACAGAUUUAGACAGUAUCCGUUCUGCAAUUCUGGAUGAGAGCGUUAUUGUUUUCUCCACACUCAGUUUUAGUGGUUCUUCUCUGUUUAGUAAAUGGAAUCGGGGUUUUGAUGUUGUUAUAAUAGAUGAGGCUGCCCAAGCUGUGGAAUUGGCAACCCUUGUUCCUCUGGCUAAUGGAUGCAAACAAGUUUUCCUGGUUGGUGACCCAGAGCAACUUCCAGCCACUGUAAUUUCUACAACAGCUAAGAAGUUUGGAUAUGACAAGAGUUUGUUCAAGAGAUUUCAGACAGCUGGGUAUCCUGUUACAAUGUUGAAGAUCCAAUAUAGAAUGCAUCCGGAGAUCAGAAGCUUUCCAUCUAGGGAGUUCUAUGCUGAGUCACUGGAGGAUGCACCGGAUGUCAAACUGCGGACAACACGUGCAUGGCAUGCAUUCCGCUGUUACGGUCCUUUCUGUUUCUUUGAUUUACAUGAAGGGAAAGAAUCUCAGCCCCCAGGAAGUGGAUCUUGGGUGAAUGUUGAUGAGGCUGAAUUUGUCCUCCUCCUGUAUCACAAAUUGGUUAUUUCAUAUCCAGAGUUAAAGUCAAAUUCUCAGGUUGCAAUCAUAUCACCCUAUAGCCAGCAAGUAAAACUUCUCCAAGAAAAAUUUAAGGAUACUUUUGGACUUGACCCUAGUGGCAUAGUGGAUAUUACAAGUGUUGACGGUUGCCAGGGACGGGAAAAGGACAUCGCCAUAUUUUCUUGUGUCAGGGCAAGCGAGAACAGAUCUAUAGGAUUUUUAUCUGAUUGUCGUCGAAUGAAUGUCGGAAUCACCAGGGCAAGAUCUUCUAUCUUGGUGGUAGGUUCUGCUUCAACAUUGAAGAGGGAUGAACACUGGAAUAACUUGGUGGAAAGUGCUCAGAAGAGGGAUUGUUUAUUUAAGGUUUCAAAGCCAUAUACCUCGUUUUUCAGCGAUGAUAGUAUCGAAUCGAUGCGAGUGAAGGCUGAAUCUGCAGUUCGCCCAACUGGGGAGAGAGAUGAAACUGAGGCAAAUGUUGCUCAGGAGCCCACUGCUGGGGACGCCGAUCAAGUGCAGCCAGACGACAAUGACUUUGGAGAUGGAGAAGAAGACAUGUACGAAGGGGGAUUUGAGGAAGAUUAGAGCCUGCAACACAAGAAGUUAUUUGCUUCCCACAAUUGGGAAAUUACAUAUUUAUUUUACAUCCACAUCGAUUUGUACAUCAUUUUUAAGGAAAGAGGGGGAAACCAGAGGGAGAGGGAAACUAUUUUGCAAAUUUUGACCUGUAAAAAUGCGUAGAAGCAAUGGUAUAAAUAUUGACUAUAAUGAAGAAAAGACGACGUGAGAGAUUACUUAUUUACUUUAUAAUAGCUCUCUCUGGUUCACAGCCUAAUGAAAGUGUUAUGUCGAAACUAUACACUUGUAAUAUUGAAAAUUCCCAAUUCUACAUGGCAA